Molecule: messenger RNA, 240 nt
Organism: Exophiala viscosa
Lineage: Eukaryota; Fungi; Ascomycota; Eurotiomycetes; Chaetothyriales; Herpotrichiellaceae
Exons: 2
Coding region: 1-240 (79 amino acids)
Source: RefSeq, a predicted model, not a curated record
AUGGGUUUCUUCGACAAGCUACAGUCAAAACUGGACCUUUACCGUCUCGAACAGAAGUACGCCCGUCGCAAGAACAGAACUACCUAUACUACCAACGCGCAAUACGUGGACGGAGAAUACGUCUAUCCUGUGAGCCCCGGUUCCAUGGACGGUCCCAUGUCCGCCGACUCGACCGGAGGUUCUGGAAGCUCAAGCAAGAGACGGACAGUGUUCUGGGCACCUCCUGAUCAGCGCAGAUGA